Pocillopora meandrina is the source of this 3948-nucleotide messenger RNA. NCBI's taxonomy places the organism in Eukaryota, Metazoa, Cnidaria, Anthozoa, Scleractinia, Pocilloporidae. The record is from the annotation of a GenBank genome assembly.
AUGACCUAAGUGUAUUAUUUGUUUGGGAAAUUGCGUCAAAACUUUUUACUCGAGAAAUGGUAAGUAUUAAUUUAUUGUUCGAUUGUAGUAGUAUAAAAUAUUUUACGCAAUUUUUAUGCAGAUAUUUCACGUAUUUAAAAGGUGCCCAGAUGUUACGUAGUUUUGGUGGAUGUCAUUAGGGAACAUCCACCAAAACUUUGACCAAAACCACCAACAAUAUAUUUUUUUAAUUUUAUCUAUAGCCACUGUUAGAUGUUCAGGGAGACAAAAGAUUUAUACCACUAAUUAGCAGUUAGUGCUCUGGCUAAUUAUUUUUUAUGGUGCACAAUUGCUGACCGACCAAACGUCCAUAAUGAUUAUCAUAACUCAUAACACAUAGAAUAAAGUGGUUUUGGUGGAUGUUUCUCUCCAUCCACUAAAACCACCAUAGCAAUUUCUGCUACUUCCUUACAGAAGACUGAUCAUGAUGUGACCUGCUAUUUGGAGUACAUAACAACAAUCUAUUUCUUUGUAUGUAGAGAUAUUUUGCAAAGUUCUUGAGUCAGCACCUUUUAUUAUUGAAACCAUAAUCAUAACAUGGUGCAUAAUAUAGAAUACAAAAGGUUCUGGUGUGGCAAUCAUGUAAUCUUGAAACAGGAGAGUUUUUAACUGACUUAAACUGACUUAAACAGACAUUUGCAACAAAAUUCCAGGUCCAGAAAUUUCUUCCACUAUUUCCACUAAAAUCAUAACCUUUAAGUACAACAAAUCAGCACAUCAGUAAUUGUUAUCAGGGGUCUGAAAAUCCUAUAAAUCUUCCACAUUUAUUUCAAGUAACCUUUAAUUUCACAUGGAUGAAUAAGUAUAUACUCAAGAUGCAGAAUGUCUUACAUUUUACAAAUUAUUUCCCUUUUUAUGGAUAGACAGUGAAAGGCCUUUGCCACAUUGGUGAAUUAAACCAUUGUAUACCAUGCAUUUUGGGAUAAUUGUUUGUUUUUGCUCACAAUAUCCAGAAAAAUGGAGGGGAUAAAUUUAAAUAGCAAAUUCUAUUAAUAGUUAAAAUUAAAUAACAUUGGAAGACCAAAUUAACUUUGUACUGUUUAAAAUUCAGGUUUGGUUUCUUUCUUAUUCCAGCCUUUUAAUAUUCAAAAGCAUUCCUUGUCAUUUUUGUGUUCUUCUGGGUAACAUAACCUGAAAAUAAACACAGAGAAAGGAAACCACAAAGGAUUAAACUUGAAGCUAAAGCAAAGUUUAAGUUGAGCCAUAGCUAAUCCAAAUACUGAGCACUUUAUAUUGUAACCCAUUUAGCAGUAAAGUUUAUUUAUAUGUCUGCCAGCUUGUCACAAGUCUUACCCCUCUCCUUCAAAAGUCUCUAUAAAUAAAUUUUUUUUGUGGUCCCUAAUUGAUGAUAAGUAUAUUACAGCUCCUCAAUUUCCCUCUCUCAAGACAAGGUUACUCUAAAUUUAACAAAGUAAUAGACUUGAUAAAACUCAAACUAUAACUCAGCUGGCUGCUACUUUCAGUCUUAAUUUCUUGAUAUCAGUAUACGAUAAUCAAUAUGUUAUAAAUAAGGACCCUAAUCCUCAAUUUUGCAGUGAUCACCUUCCUCCUUUUCAUUUGCAGACCAGACUGGAACCUCUAUAGGUGUGUUUGCUUGUUUUGAGUGGGGAUGGAAGAAAAGGAGUCAUGCCGCAUAUCUGAUUUAUUAAACUGGAUUUGUUCUGUUUAUACAUGAGUAGAACUACCUUGUUCUCUGAAAAUAUGAAAUUUCUCGCAUUUUUAUCUGUGCUUUGCAGUCAAACUUCCUUGUGUUUUGGACAAGAAAUAUUAUUUUCUUGAAAACAAAAUCUUUGUUUCCAGCCUUCUGUAAUAGGUAAAUAUAACAGUGUAAGAUGAGUGACAGUGUAUUUCUCAAGUUAUUUUUUGGAAUGUGACAAAAUGGAAGUGUCAUAGGAGCCAACAUAUGAUUGCUUUAUUGAUAGAAAGAAAAAAAUGCAGAAUUGCAUAUAUUUUCUCCUUUGUCAGCAGCAUAUGUUAGAGAAAAGUUCUUAUAAUUGUUAACUUCUAAACCAUCUUUAAUUUAGCCAAGAUUGAACUGUUAUCAUGUUUGUCAUAAAAGUAUUCUGAGAUUAAUGUCAUAUGACCCAUUGAUGUAUUUGACCUUUCGAAUUAGCAAGCCAUAGUUGACAGUAACACAAAGGUUGAGGAUAAAAAGAAAUUAUUAUAUACAGUACUUCUUCUGCAUCUUUUCGUUUCUUUUUCUCUCCAGCUGUUCUAUCUAUGCCGUUCUAUAGUUCCUAUUGACUCAACUAAAGGAAUCAAGAUGUUAUAUGUAUUUGUGGACAUAAAGCUGGAUGCCACACAUUUUGUCAAUACAGUCAGACACAAUUUUGAAGCUGGAAAGUCACUUGCACUUUUGAGCACAAUCCAGUUUGUGACAACACUUCAAGUAUGUAUUAAAUGAUUACACUGAUAGGACAAUAUCGGGAUCAUGUUUAUUGUAGGUACAGUACUCUCGACUGAAUAUAUUGGUAGAGAGUUGGUCGAUACUUAACCAAUAUAUUGGUUGACAGUCGGUCGACAGUCGGAUGACUGACUGGCCUUCUUCUGGAUGGGAGGAGCAUCUCACAUGGUUCUCUAUCAGGUAUUUUUUCAAGUUUCCAUGACAACUCACUGGUACCCAUUUCUCUCCAAGCUAGAGAGAGGGGAGAGAGAAUGCAACACUGACUUGGCUGAGACUUAAACCCUGUGGUUUGGACCCAGUGUCUCCUUUUAUUGUGUUCAUACUUUCAAAUAAUUUUGACAUAUAUGUAUUUCAUUUGUUGUUUACCCAGUCUGUAUAUCAAGACCUGUGUAAAGAUUAUCAGGUAGAGAUUCCGCAGUGUAAACCAUUGUCACCUGGAGAGAUUCUGGGCUGCACUGCUCCUAGAAUAAAACACAAGGAUGCAUUCAUGUAAGAAAAUUAUUAAGCAAAACAAUGAAAUAAUUAUGUAAUUUAGUUCAUUAUGAAUUUAAGAAAACUGCACCAACUCUUUCAUAGCAAGUAUUCUUAAACAAAUUGAAUAUUCUUUUGAAAAUCUUUCUUAUUAUUUGUAUUGGCAAAUCUAGUUGUAAGUACUGUAGUGGUUUAGUUUCAUUAAAAAUUUGCACCAUUAGAUCUGAAGCUAUUUGCUUAUAAAUAAAACAAUAUUCUGAGCCAAGGAUCACUGUAGUUAGGAUGAAAAUUAGGCAGUUUGUUUGUGUUUUCACAAUGUCCGUUGUUUUGUCAGGAAAACUCCCAUUGAGCCUCUGUCUUAUUUCUGGAAGAAUUGUUUGAUAUUCUUCCUGCUGUGUCCAAUUGGCAUAUUUAUUGUUUAGUGAUGUUGCCUAGCAACAAUGGUGCCCACUUUGACUAAAAUAAUCAUGUUUGUUCUGAGGACUAACUUAAAAUCAAUUAACCCUUUCAUUCCCAAGAUCUCAUUAGUAAUCCUCCUUACUGUCUACCAUUUCUUUUGAUGUUAGUGUGGAGAAUUUGGUGCUGGAUGAACUACAGCUACCCUAAUUGAUAUUUCCUUUAGUUCAUCACUUGUCUGCUUGAUAUUGUAUUGAUAUUGUAAGGAGAAAUUCUAUCUUGGUCACUCAUAGGAGUGAAAGGGUUAAUCAUUUAAUUGGGUGGAAAUUGAGUAAAAGUGUUAUCAAAAACUAAAUUGGGAAACAGAUAAGUGGGUGUUAUGUUUUUGAUUAAUGUGUUAUUAUUGCAAUUAUUCCUAGUUAAAUGUUUGUUUUGUCACUGUAUUUACCAUUUUGAUUAUAAGCAGCAGCUAUCAUUUAGGCACAUGCCACCGACCACAGCAGGUACUUGUUUCAAUUUUUUCACUGGAAUGAUCUUUAAACUUAAACUUUUUUUUUAGUUACUUAGGUGAUGGAAGGCUCCAUCUAGAGGCUGUCAUGAUUGCUAACCCGUCUACACCAGCAUACAUGUACACGUAG